Gastrolobium bilobum is the source of this 643-nucleotide messenger RNA. RefSeq names its product cyclin-P3-1. Gene Ontology annotation, biological process: regulation of cyclin-dependent protein serine/threonine kinase activity. The record is from RefSeq and is a predicted model, not a curated record. Gene Ontology annotation, molecular function: protein kinase binding. Bases 11 to 592 code for a protein of 193 amino acids. The transcript is spliced from 2 exons. Lineage: Eukaryota; Viridiplantae; Streptophyta; Magnoliopsida; Fabales; Fabaceae.
AUUCAAAGGCAUGAUGGCUAUCAGAUCAGAGACCUACAAAUCAUUAGAAGUGGAUGCAUCUGAAAAUUGGGCAUCAGGGACUCCCCGGGCUCUGCUCAACGUGUCUUCCAUCUGGGAGAAAUCCAUUUUGAAGAAUGAGAAAUUGUUGCUGUCAAUGAGAAAGAAGGAUCCCGUUACAAUCUUUCAUGGUUCGGAAGCACCUAACUUGAGCGUUACACACUACAUGGAACGCAUUUACAAGUACUCUCGCUGCAGCCCUUGUUGUUUCGUCAUUGCACAAAUAUACAUGGACAGGUAUUUUCACAAAAUGGGUGGCUAUCUCACUUCCUUCAAUGCUCACCGCCUCGUCCUCACAAGCGUUGUGGUAGCUGCAAAAUUUGCUGAUGAUGUGCACUACAGCAAUGCCUAUUAUGCUCAAGUGGGAGGAGUUAGCACAGCAGAGAUGAACAGCAUGGAGUUAGAGUUUUUGUUUAAUCUUGAGUUUAGACUCUUCGUGACAACAGAGGUGUUCGUUAAAUAUUGUGAGAAGCUUGAUAGGGCAAUUGUUGGAGAAUAUCGACUUCGCCGCACCAUUAGUCGUUAUGCAAAGUGAAAAAUGGCCCAACAUAGAUGAGUCAACGGCUAAAUUCACCUAUGAACUGCA